CCUUCUUCCCAUCGUCGCAGUGAAGAAGAAUUACCCUGAGUUCGAAGAUUGCCCUGAAGUUCUAAUUGAAGAUCAACCUUUUUGAAAGCUUUUGGGGGGUUGUUGUGUUCUCAAUUCCCGACCAUGAGAGGAACGAAGCGAUUCGCCGCGUCCGAGUCCCGCUUCUUAACCAGCGACGCAUUCUCAGUUCCUUUGCAGAACCAAAGCAAGAGACUUUUGGAUGGGUCACUUUUUGAUUCUCAAAGGGCAGAGCCAUCCCAGCAGCUGUCAGUUUCUUCCCCACAGUUGGAUAUGCGGAGGGCUGAAUCAUCCAGGCAACAUGUCAGGGCUCUCAAUAAUCAGUUUGCAAGCUGGGUGCAAACACAAUUGCAGAACCACCCUGAUGAACUAUGGGAAGAUGGUGUCCAAGACUAUUUAACCCAUGCUUCAUCCAUUAUGGAAAAAUUUAGUGAUGUUGUAAACUGGCUGAAAGCAAAUGGUGCCAAAGGAGCAACCACUUCCUUGCUAGGAUUUCAGUCAGCUCCAAAGACAGCAGUCACAUCUGAAAAUAAAGAAAACAAGAGUACCUCCUUUCUGGGAUUUCAAACAUCUCAAAAGCCAGUUGCCUCAGAAAAUAAGGAAAACAAAAGCACAUUAUUUCUGGAAAAACAACCUCAUAUUCCUGAAGCUAAUGCAUCUUCAUGUUUUGGCACUUCCUGGAAUUCGGGACCUAUCUUUAACAACAAGACUCCAUUUUCAUUUGGACCUCAGAGUACAGUUGUGCAACCUCAAAAUGCAGUGACUGCAAACAAUGACAUUUCAAAUGAUGCAGAUGAAGGUGAAAUAGAGCAGCCAGACAGUCCAUCCGUAAAGAAGGUCGAAGAGAUUGGGGUCACUGUUGUCCAUGAAGUCAAAUGCAAACUUUAUGUGAAGUCAAGUGAUCCAGCAGACGAAGAUGCAUGGAAAGAUAGAGGCACAGGUCAGCUAUCUAUAAAAUGUAAAGAAGGUGCUAGCAAGGGUACCCGUGAAUCCAAACCCACCAUUCUCAUUCAAAAUGAUGUUGGAAGGGUGAUGCUCAAUGCAUUACUAUAUCCGGGCAUCAAGACGAACUUGCAAAAAAAUUCACUCGUUUCAAUAUUCCACACCGCGGAAGGGGAGAACGGCAGCAGUGUUGUCGCACAGACAUGUUUGAUUAGAGUGAAAUCUGUAGAGGACAGAGAUAAGUUGGCAGCAAUAAUCCAGGAGUGUGCUCCUGCUUCAUGAGAACAAUGGAGUAAAACCACUGUUGUAUUAUUUUUUUUCUUUUUUUUGUUUGAGCUCCGACGGAAUACUCACAUUUUAAGAUGGGAUUUUUGUUCCCCAAUGAGGAUGUUUUUGGAUUCAUUAACAAGUAGCCUGGAAAUUACCUUUUUUUUUAGAAUGAUGAAUAUUGACAUCCAAACAAGCCAAUAAAUUGCACAUUUGCAUUGCCCCCUCCACUUCCUAUCAGUGUUUUUUGUUUUCUUAAAAAUGCCCAAAACUUUGUGAUCAAACAAGAAUCGCAAUUCUCUCAAAUAAGAGAUCACAUGUUCAAGCUCCGAGGGUCUUUUUGGUGUUUCAACAAGUUAAGAAAGUAUGGGUUAAUAU
Molecule: messenger RNA, 1605 nt
Organism: Cuscuta campestris
Lineage: Eukaryota; Viridiplantae; Streptophyta; Magnoliopsida; Solanales; Convolvulaceae
Source: the annotation of a GenBank genome assembly